Messenger RNA from Purpureocillium lilacinum, 1923 nucleotides. RefSeq lists its product as uncharacterized. The record is from RefSeq and is a predicted model, not a curated record. Lineage: Eukaryota; Fungi; Ascomycota; Sordariomycetes; Hypocreales; Ophiocordycipitaceae. Gene Ontology annotation, molecular function: ATP hydrolysis activity; ATP binding.
AUGCAUCACCAUGGCUCAGAACUGGAGAAGACGGACAGUCGACCGUUUGAACGAAAAGGCACGACCAAAGAUGACACGGUCUUCGAGUUCCCGAAGCCCACGGAAUUGGCUGGCUCCAUUCCUCUCAGGACCAUCGUAUCCAACUACAUUUCCGCACCGAAUCAGCGCAUUGUACCUGCCCAACAACUGUACAUGAUCCUGGGCAGAUUACGAUGCCUCCUCCAUGCCAUUGAGCGCUAUAACGAAGGCGUCGUCACACGGCCGCCAAUGUUCUUGCAGUAUUGGCGGCCGCGAACGUUGGAACAGCUGUCUGGGUUUGGCUUCCAGGCCAGAGACGAUGGGCCGCUGUCGAUUGUCGGGUUGCGCGAGCUCAUUCAGGAGCUCGAGGCUCUCUACGACGACGAAAUAGGCAGUGCCCGUCGGUUCAUCGAGGGUGGGUUGAUAACCUUUGAGGGCCUAGGCGAGUUGUAUCAGCCUGGAACAACUUUCCAAACGACAACCGCUUUAGGCGGAGCGGCAGCGGCUCUUCUCGUUACCGACUAUUAUUACGAAGAACAUCGGGCCCUCCUCGGCAUGCAAAAGACUUUCCACGUUAGCAUGCAGUUCGUGGCAUCAAUGGGAGACCACUUCACGUUGGUCAGCUUCACGGAAGUCCUCAGCAGCUGGACCGGCGUUCGCGCUCGGCCUCUUUCCAGCCUUGCGUACUUACCCGUCGAUCCGGUCACACACCAGGAUCUCCAGAAUCGGGGAGAGAUGUACGCGCGGUACGGCGUUGGCGGUGCCAAGUUUCUGGCAUACGCGCCACACACGUUCUUCAUCCACAAGACAAGCUCAUUCGGUGGCCAGAGCAACAGCACACUUGCCAAGCCCCGCAGCAGCCAGUUGCCAUCAGGGGGCCGAAUCAUGAUAGACGUGGCUCGCGCCUCCAAUAUGGGCUACCAAGCAGCCACGGGCGCCGACGAACCGACUCUUGCCUUGUCCAAUGUCACUGGACUGCACAAGCGAUGGCAGAACCGCAAAACAACGAAGAGUGCACCAGUUCCAGACACUUUGAGUAUUUGGGACACCGUGCCGUCCGAAAUGGCUUUGUAUUGUUGGCCUGCGCUGGCUGGCUUCAGUUUCACCGCCAAAGCCUGGGGCCAGGUCCUCGUCGAGGGUCUCGAGACUGUCAUAUUCCGGGAUGAAGCGUUUGAGAAUCUCGUCCUCGCCGAGGAGCGGAAGCAGCUAAUUCGCGCAUUGGUUCGCUUCGGAGCCAGCUCAGGAGUGGACGAUCUCGUGGGUGGAAAGUCCGGGAGCAGCAUAUUUCUACUACAUGGACCUCCUGGAGUGGGAAAGACUCUGACAGCCGAGGCAAUUGCUGAACUCCUCCAUCUGCCCCUCUACAUUGUCACAAUGGGAGAACUCGGAGCGACAGCACAAAGCUUGGAACAUCGCCUUGGCGAAGUGUUGGAACUGUGUUCCGAAUGGAAUGCCCUCGUGCUGCUGGAUGAGGCAGACAUCUUUGUCGAGAAACGGACGAGCUCGGACCUGACCCGCAACGCCAUGGUCUGCGUCAUGUUGCGACUUUUGGAGUACCACCCUGGCAUCUUGUUCCUCACAACAAAUCGGGUGCGAGCGCUGGAUCCCGCUGUCGAGAGUCGAGUGACGGUUGCACUACGCUACGAACCGCUGUCCUUCAACGCACGCGUGCAGAUCUGGGAGACACUGUUGGGGCGCACUUCUUUACCCCGGGGCACUGACGUCGAUGUCGCGAAGCUGGGCGAGUAUGUGAUGAACGGAAGAGAGAUAAAGAACGUUGUGCGACUUUCGGUGGCGCUCGCAACGGAGCGUCUUUCGGAGGCUCUCACGCAACAGAUCUUGGAGGAGACAUUGCGGACGACAUUCUUGGGUCGACAGGAGAUGAUCGAGGCCUGCGUCGAUUAA